AUGAUCCAUGGGAAGGCGGUAAACGCAUUGCUGGAGAUAUUGGAGCUAGAAGAUGAUACCCUGGAGGCAGAACGGAUACGGAAGGAAUGGUUAACACAACUGAUCGAAAUGGCAAUAAGGACUACAUUUUUACAUUUGACGGCAGUAUCUACGUGCAAAUAUUUGGACUACCGAUGGGAUCUGCACUUUCAACUCUUUGCAAAUGUGUACAUAGAUAAGUUGGAAGAGGAAUUCGAGAAGUCACUACUUCAAGCAAAAGUGCUUAUGCGAUACUUGGAUGACUAUGCACUUUGGUUACAUUGCAAGGAAAAUUUGAAUGGGUUCCUCAAUUUCAUUAACCAACUUGACGAAAGAAUUAAAUUCACUAUGGAGGUGGAGGAAAAUGAACGAACACCCUUUCUGGAUACUGAAGUCAUGCGCUCCAACGGGACACUCAUGAGGGGACUAUACAGAAAGAAUUCAUACUUUUCAGUCUCACUAUAA
Molecule: messenger RNA, 483 nt
Organism: Protopolystoma xenopodis
Lineage: Eukaryota; Metazoa; Platyhelminthes; Monogenea; Polystomatidea; Polystomatidae
Source: the annotation of a GenBank genome assembly